AUGAUUGACGAAGAUGGCAUCUUUUGGGGCGACCGACCCAUCGAUUCUCUUGCUGCCAACUUUCUUGCCAAAGCUCUCUACCCCAAGGCCCUUGCAAUGGGUUGCUGGACAUUUAUUAGCUUUCUGUCGAAACAGGUGGCGCAAGAUAUUGCGAAAAGUAUUGGUCUCAGCGAGCCUGAUCCCCCUGAAUCUGCUUGGCAGCAUGUGCCGGUGAAUAGUCUUCCUGGUACGAUGCCACAGCAAACUCCCAGGGUAGUAGUCAAACACGAUGCCAAAGCGCAUCCUGCACACCUGCCUCCUGGCUUCAACGAAAUUCUCGGUGCUGCAUUUGGCCCUGAUGCCAAGCUCGAUCCCCGCCUCCAAGCUGCCAGCUUGGCUGGCGCAUUCGCUUUUUUGCGGUAUUGGAAACCCACAAAGACUUUGCCUUCAAGAGGGUGCAUCAAGGUCGACGGUAUUGUGGAGCUGAAAGGAAAGACGGCUGUUAUGGCCGUUCUAGUUGCAGGUUACUACGAUCCUAAAACGCGUCAGUAUGUUGCCGUUCAGACCCGACUCAAGCACUUGAUGCAGUUGAGACAGCGACCAGCGCCUGGCUAG
Fusarium graminearum PH-1 is the source of this 594-nucleotide messenger RNA. RefSeq lists its product as uncharacterized. The transcript has a single exon. The coding region runs from base 1 to 594 and encodes 197 amino acids. The record is from RefSeq and is a predicted model, not a curated record. Lineage: Eukaryota; Fungi; Ascomycota; Sordariomycetes; Hypocreales; Nectriaceae.